Emys orbicularis (European pond turtle) is the source of this 3795-nucleotide messenger RNA. RefSeq names its product N-acetylglucosamine-1-phosphate transferase subunits alpha and beta (gene GNPTAB). Gene Ontology annotation, biological process: N-glycan processing to lysosome; carbohydrate phosphorylation. The transcript is spliced from 21 exons. The record is from RefSeq and is a predicted model, not a curated record. NCBI's taxonomy places the organism in Eukaryota, Metazoa, Chordata, Testudines, Emydidae. Gene Ontology annotation, cellular component: Golgi apparatus. The coding region runs from base 1 to 3795 and encodes 1264 amino acids. Gene Ontology annotation, molecular function: calcium ion binding; UDP-N-acetylglucosamine-lysosomal-enzyme N-acetylglucosaminephosphotransferase activity.
AUGCUGCUGAAGCUCCUGCAGAGACAGACCUACACCUGCCUGUCCCACAGGUAUGGGCCCUGCCUCUGCCUCGGGGGCCUGGUCCUCGUCCUCGUCUCCGCGCUGCAGUUCGGAGAGGUUGUCCUGGAGUGGAGUCGAGACCAGUAUCAUGUUUUGUUUGAUUCUUAUAGAGACAACAUUGCUGGCAAAUCAUUUCAGAAUCGACUUUGUUUGCCCAUGCCAAUUGAUGUGGUGUACACCUGGGUGAAUGGUACAGAUGUUGAGCUGAUCAAAGAAUUGCAACAGGUUAGAGAACAGAUGGAGGAAGAACAGAAAAUAAUGAGGGAAAUGCUUGGGAAAAAUACAACAGAACCACCUAAGAAAAGUGAGAAGCACCUGGAGUGUUUACUGACACACUGCAUUAAAGUGCCAAUGCUUGUCCUAGACCCUGCUGUGCCUGCCAACAUCACUCUGAAGGACCUGCAAUCUGUUCAUCCUUCUUUACAAGCUGCUAACAAUAUAUUCUUUGUAGCAAAACCAAAAAAUCCGUCUACCAAUGUGACAGUAGUUGUUUUUGACAGUCCUAAGGAAGCUGAAGAUGCCCAUUCUGGAAUGUUAAAAGAAAGCAGCAAACAGACAGUAUGGAGAGGUUAUUUGACCACAGACAAAGAAGUACCCGGUUUAGUGUUAAUGCAAGAUUUGGCUUUCCUUAGUGGAUUUUCAGCUACAUUCAAAGAGACAAAUCAGCUAAGAGCAAAACUACCAGAGAACUUGGCCUCAAAAAUAAAACUGUUACAGCUUUAUUCCGAAGCCAGUGUUGCCCUCUUGCAACUGAAUAACCCCAAGGGUUUCCAAGAACUGAGCAAGCAAGCUAAGAAGAACAUGACUAUAGAUGGAAAAGAAUUGACACUUAAUCCUGCUUAUUUACUGUGGGAUCUCAGUGCCAUCAGUCAGUCUAAACAGGAUGAAGAUAUUUCAGCCAGCCGUUUUGAAGAUAAUGAAGAGCUGAGAUAUUCCCUCCGAUCAAUAGAGAGGCACGCCCCUUGGGUUCGACACAUUUUCAUCAUCACUAAUGGGCAGAUUCCAUCCUGGCUUAAUCUGGAUAACCCUCGGAUAACUAUAGUAACACAUCAGGACAUAUUUCAGAAUUUGAGUCACUUGCCUACCUUUAGUUCCCCAGCCAUUGAAAGUCACAUUCAUCGUAUUGCUGGCCUUUCCCAGAAGUUCAUUUACCUAAAUGAUGAUGUUAUGUUUGGGAAGGAUGUAUGGCCUGAUGAUUUUUACAGUCACUCUAAGGGUCAGAAGGUUUACUUGACUUGGCCCGUGCCAAACUGUGCUGAAGGAUGUCCUGGCUCAUGGAUUAAAGAUGGUUACUGCGAUAAGGCCUGUAAUAAUUCCGCAUGUGAUUGGGAUGGAGGGGAUUGCAUUGGGAACAGCGGAGGUAGUCGUUACGUUGCUGGUGGUGGUGGAGGUGGAGGAGCAGGGAAUGGCCCACCCUGGCAAUUUGGUGCUGGAAUCAGUGGAGUCUCUUAUUGUAACCAGGGCUGUGCCAAUUCCUGGCUCGCAGAUAAAUUCUGUGACCAGGCAUGCAAUGUCCUCUCGUGUGGAUUUGAUGCUGGUGACUGUGGGCAAGAUCACUUUGACGAGUUGUACAAGGUGACUCUCCAGCAGAAUCAAACCCAUUAUAUUAUUCCAAAAGGUGAAUACCUGCCCUAUUUCAGCUUUGCUGAAAUAGCCAAGAAGGGAAUUGAAGGUGCCUAUAGCGAUAAUCCAAUUAUACGUCAUGCUUCUGUUGCCAACAAGUGGAAGACUAUCCACCUGGUAAUGCAUAGUGGAAUGAAUGCAACUGUGAUCUAUUUUAAUCUUACAUUUCAAGAUAAAAAUGAUGAAGAGUUUAAAAUGCAGAUAGCUGUUGAGGUUGAUACCAGAGAGGAACUGAAAUUGAACACAACUUCCACCCAGAAAUCAGACACUUUCAUUAAAAUUACACCUUCAGUAUCAGAAGAUGAAAUGAUAUUUGAGGAUAUUCCUGAAGAAGAACGUUUUCCAAGAGUCAGGAAACGUCCAAAUAACACACAGGAGAGUUUUCUUGAAGAUGUGGUAAUGCCACCAGUAAAUGUGUCUUUCCUCCCUGAAGAUGUUCAGCUCGCUCUCUGGAACCUGGAUUUAAAGCUAGAAAAUGGUGAUAUCACUCAUAAAGGCUAUAAUCUAUCAAAGGCUGCUCUUCUGAGCUCUUUCCAAAUGUUAUCUACAAUGACAAAAACUAAGAAGAUGCCAGGCAUGGAAAGGAAAGAUAUCUAUGAUGAUGUAAAAGAACAAAAGAACCUUACCAGUUGGCACAAGCCUUAUAAAGAUUUAAUUGGUGGCAAAAUAGAAGCUGCAACAAAAAAACAUGAAGCAGUUCCUUCAAAGUCAGUAGCUAUAAAGAGUACUGUUGUGGCAAUGAAGGUGAACAGUCAGUUUCCUCUAAAAUCAAUUUCUGAAUCCAUGCCUGUAAUCCAGAACAUGGGAAAUAAAAAUGGAUCUCGAGAGAAAAUACUGAAUGCACUCAUACCAAAAGAAACCCAUAAGUCAAAAGAUAUUGGAAAUGUGGGGACUGAGGAAGAGAAAAAGGGGGAAAUGGAAAGAAAUAACCGGCAUGCCAACAUAGAUACAGCAGGCAGCAAAGUGUUGCCAGGAAGGAAACUGCAAUAUUACACUGGAAGUGAUCAAGGCUUUUUGCCGUGGGAAAAAAAUAAGUAUUUCCAAGAUCUUCUUGAUGAAGAAGAGGCAUUAAUUAAGCAGAUGUCCUACUUUACUGAUGGUAAACGAAUUGGCAGGCAGUUGAAAGAUACAUUUGCUGAUUCCCUCCGAUAUGUAAAUAAACUUCUAAACAGCAAAUUUGGAUUUACAUCUCGGAAAGUCCCUGCUCAUAUGCCUCACAUGAUUGACCGCAUUGUUAUGCAAGAACUACAAGAUAUGUUUCCUGAGGAAUUUGACAAGACCUCAUUUCACAAAGUGAGACACUCGGAAGAUAUGCAGUUUGCUUUUUCAUAUUUCUAUUACCUCAUGAGUGCAGUUCAGCCACUGAAUAUUUCCCAGGUUUUUGAUGAAGUUGAUACAGAUCAGUCAGGUAUUUUGUCUGACAGAGAGAUUCGCACAUUGGCUACAAGAAUACAUGAACUGCCCUUAAGUUUACAGGAUUUGACAAGUUUGGAGCAAAUGCUGAUAAAUUGCUCUAAAGCACUUCCUGCCAACAUCACUCAGAUUAAUGUCAUUCCUCCAACUCAGGAAGCUUAUUAUGAUCCCAAUCUGCCUCCAGUGACUAAAAAUCUAGUAACUAAUUGUAAACCUGUGACUGACAGAAUUCGUAAGGCAUACAAGGACAAAAACAAAUAUAGGUUUGAAAUCAUGGGAGAAGAAGAAAUUGCUUUCAAAAUGAUCCGCACCAACGUUUCUCAUGUAGUUGGCCAGCUAGAUGAUAUAAGAAAAAAUCCCAGAAAAUUUGUUUGCCUAAAUGACAACAUUGAUCACAAUCAUAAGGAUGCUCAGACAGUGAAAGCAGUGCUUAGGGAUUUUUAUGAAUCAAUGUUUCCCAUACCAUCUCAGUUUGAACUGCCAAGAGAGUAUCGGAACCGCUUCCUUCAUAUGCAUGAGCUUCAGGAAUGGAGAGCAUACAGAGACAAGCUCAAAUUUUGGACCCAUUGUGUUUUAGUGACAUUGAUUGUGUUUACGGUCAUCUCAUUUUUUGCUGAACAGCUAAUUGCACUUAAACGAAAACUUUUUCCGAGGAGGAGGAUCCAAAAGGAAGCCGGUCAUGAACGAAUCAAGGUUUAG